Molecule: messenger RNA, 1250 nt
Organism: Oenanthe melanoleuca
Lineage: Eukaryota; Metazoa; Chordata; Aves; Passeriformes; Muscicapidae
Product: early activation antigen CD69-like
Exons: 6
Coding region: 214-1107 (297 amino acids)
Source: RefSeq, a predicted model, not a curated record
UGUUCUCGGUAGCAGCCGCACUUACAGGACUGGAACAGAGCGCUUCUCUCCCGGUGCUUGGUCCAUGCAGGCAGCAGCCCCCGGAGCUGGGAGCGGCUCCAGCACAGGUGCUGCCGCAGCGUCCGGGCAGCGGGGACAGCGCGGGACUGAGCUGGCAGCGCCUUCCUGAGCCUCGGUGUCCCGCAGGGCCGGGACCAGCCGGGACCUGUCAUCAUGUCCCUUUCCAUGGGCCAUCUCCGUGGGCGUAAAGCUGUUUCCAUGCCCGACACUCGAAAGGGUUUUCCAUCAUUCCUGAUUUGUCGGGAGCACGGGACUGAUUGUUCCGACCAGCGGAAUUCCGGCUGUGAGCUGGAGAAGAGUGAAUUCUGCUCCAUUCAUAGGCGUCUGAAGGAUCUCCUGCACAUCCUGGAGGGACGAGCAGCCGGACUGACACACUUGCCUGGGGCACAAGAAGCCACAUGUCGUAAUCUCAAGGACGCCACUUGUGACCGUGCAGUGAGUGAGGCUGUGGAGAUUGGAAUCUGCAGCAGCGAUGGCAGAGUGAGGGAGCCCCUGGAUCCCCAGGGCACAUCAGCAACCGGCCAUGGGCACAGAAGCAUCCUCAGAAGAUUGGCGGGCGAGUGGUUCAGCUGCCAUCCCGUGCUCACCUUGGUGCUGAUCCUGCUCCUGGUGCUGGUGCUGGCGUUGGCGGUGGCCUUGGCUGUGCAGUCAGCACCACAGGCUCCAGUUCCACCUGCGACUCCGCUCUUGAUUCUGGGCUGUCACCCUCGCUGGGUUGGAUACAAUGGAGUCUGCUACUACUUCUCAAGGGAUAACGGGACCUGGGAUGAGGCUCAAGAGCGGUGCUCGGAGCUCGGGGCCUCGCUGGCCAUUGUCAAGGAUGAGGCAAUGGAUUUGCUCUUCCGCCUCGGCGGGAACGGCGAUUACUGGGUGGGGCUGCGCAGAUGGGGCGAGCACCUGCAGUGGGGGGACGGCAGCAGCUUCAGCUCCUCGGUUCCUGUCCUGGGCAAUUCCGAGUGUGUGUACCUGGCUGAGGAGAAAUUCAGGAGUGUGAUCUGCUCGAAUCCGCAGCCGUAUCUCUGCAGCAAGCCCCGAGCUCCCCUGUAACAGGGGCUGGAGAAAGGAGCUUCUCCACGCUGGGCAGUCCCAGCUUCACCUCUCAGCCCAGCUCAGGGCUGUCUUUUUUUGUUACUGAAACAAGCUAAUAUUUUGUACUCUCUUGUACAAUAGUAAAUAUGAUUUAUUUUUCA